Messenger RNA from Aspergillus fischeri NRRL 181, 1773 nucleotides. Its product is annotated as putative ABC transporter. The transcript is spliced from 7 exons. Gene Ontology annotation, molecular function: ABC-type transporter activity; ATP hydrolysis activity; ATP binding. Lineage: Eukaryota; Fungi; Ascomycota; Eurotiomycetes; Eurotiales; Aspergillaceae. Bases 1 to 1773 code for a protein of 590 amino acids. Gene Ontology annotation, cellular component: membrane. The record is from RefSeq and is a predicted model, not a curated record.
AUGGGCCUUGAACUAAGGUUUGAGAAUGUCUGUCUUCGCAAGCCCAAGUCAGCCGAGUUCAUUUUGUCCUCUAUCAACGGAAAGGUGAAAGCAAGCAGCCUCACUGGUAUUAUGGGGCAAUCUGGGUCUGGGAAGACAACGCUUGUCAAUAUACUGGCCGGGAAGAUCCAGGCGACCUCAGGGUCUUUGUUCUUAAACAACGUCGAGAAGAAGUUGACCGAGCAUAACUUUCCAGCACUGGUAGGCUUCGUCUCACAAGAUGAUAUCGUGCACCCGCACCUCACCGUAUUUGAGAACAUCCUUCAUUCGGCUCGCAUCCGACUCGGCCGCGCAUUAAAUGACCAAGUAAUUCAAAAACAUGUUCAUGCAGUGGUUGACGGUCUAGGCCUCAGGAAAGUCAAACACAGCGUUGUUGGUUCCCAACAGCGGCGUAUUAUCUCUGGAGGCGAAUGCAAGAGAGUCAGCAUCGCUCUGGAGCUGGUUGCUGCACCACAAGUCUUGAUCCUGGAUGAACCGACGUCUGGGCUGGAUGCUCAAGCAGCUCUCUCGAUCAUGGCUUUGCUGAGUUCGCUUUCGCGCCAGGGAGUCACGGUUAUCUGCGUCAUCCAUCAGCCCCGUGUUGAGAUCUUUGACGCGCUAGAUUAUCUACUACUCCUUGAUCAGGGGAGAAGUGUAUACACUGGCCGAGCGUCCGAGGCCAAACAGUACUUCCAGGCGCAGGGUUAUGUAUUCGAUACAGGGCUGAACCCCGCCGAUCUGAUCAUGGAUAUCAUUUCCGGCAAGCUCCAGCCAACGAGCCUCGAUGCAACGGAUUCCAAGCGUCAAGAGUUACUGUCAGGAGACACGCUCGAAACUGUACCCUCGUCGCUCUAUCCUAACAGGCGACCAUUGUUCAACGAACUGGAGACAAGAUACAAGAGAAGGAUUGCCUCCUGGCACAGGCAAGUAUACCUCUGCGUUGUCCGUGACCUCAUCCAGCAAAGCCGGCAGGUCGCCAUGUUCGUGACGGAAAUCAUGGGCGGAAUCCUUACAGGAUUGCUUAUUGGACUGGCCAUGUACGAGCUUCAUGGCCAAGUAUUCCAGGGCAUGUUUCUGGCCCCAUUCGAAGUUCUGUCCAGCGCUAUUAACUACAGGCUUAUUACCCAGCUGGGGCUCCUAGGCUGCCUCGCCAUAACCUUCGCUGCGGCUGCACCAAGUGUUGGUAUAUUUGGAGAGGAGAUUCUCGUCUUCAAACGUGAAUCGCAUUCAGGCCAUUCAGAGGGCGCCUAUUUCGUUGGUAAAGUUCUCUCGAGUUUCCCACGAAGCUUUAUUGCGGCUUUCCAUUACACGACGUUUUAUGCGGUCCUAGCAACCCCAUUUGCCUCGUUCAAUAAGUUGCUAGUCCUCAACUUCCUCUACUUCUACUGCAUUUACGGAAUCGGGGCCAUUGUAGCCGCCGUAUCCAAUCGUGAGAAUGGUCCCUUGGUCUGUCUCUUGGCGACGAUCGUUAUUGCGGUAUUCGGGGGCUCGGAACCUCGUUUGCCAACGGUCAAGGGGUGGCGUCUCGAAUGGCUCUGGUACAUGAGCCCCGGUAUGUGGUACUCGGAGGCCUUUGUCAACGAGCAUGUCACACCGUUCGCAUAUCUGUACAACUUGGACACGGCUUCACUGGAGACAGGGUAUACGUUUUAUCGCACUGGAUUUGAUAUCGGUUUGAUGAUUAUCAUUGGCUUGGUGUGUCGAAGCAUUGGCUGCUGCUUGAUGGUUAUCAGGGCAAGGACUAGCUGGUGGUAG